Molecule: messenger RNA, 1792 nt
Organism: Mercurialis annua (annual mercury)
Lineage: Eukaryota; Viridiplantae; Streptophyta; Magnoliopsida; Malpighiales; Euphorbiaceae
Product: geraniol 8-hydroxylase-like
Exons: 2
Coding region: 157-1650 (497 amino acids)
Molecular function (GO): monooxygenase activity; oxidoreductase activity, acting on paired donors, with incorporation or reduction of molecular oxygen; iron ion binding
Source: RefSeq, a predicted model, not a curated record
GCGUUUUUUGCAUUGAGGAAAUAAAUCAAACGGAUAAAAAAAAUUCACGAGGCAACUGUCAACUGAUAUGUUUUGAUUAAUAAAGUAUCAAAAUUGUAGGCAGACAUUAAAGCAUACCUCCCAUUCCAAAAUCUCAGUUAUUGAGAGAUAUGCAAGAUGGAGUAUUUGUCAGCCAGUGUCCUGUGUUUCCUCCUCUUCUUGAUGACAUUGUUGGCAACAGGGAGGAAACCCACCAGUUCAAGAAAGCUGCCGAGCGGUCCAACACCGUUACCUAUCAUCGGAAACUUGCUUCACCUCGGUGACAAACCUCAUAAGUCACUGGCCAAGCUUGCCAAGAUUCAUGGCCCUAUAAUGAGUCUUAAGCUCGGUCGGAUAACAACCAUAGUCAUUUCUUCCGAAACUUUCUCUAAGGAAAUUCUACAAACGCAUGAUAUGCAUUUAGCUGAUCGGACCGUCGGUGAUGCUAUCUCCGCUUGUGAUCACUAUGAAGUCAGCUUGCCUUUUCUACCAGUUGGGCCGUUGUGGAGAAAACAGAGAAAAAUAUGCAACUCUUACAUUUUUUCCAGUCAGAAACUUGAUGCCAACCAAAAUCUCCGGAGCAAGAAAAUACAAGAUCUCAUUGCUGAUGUUCAAGAAUGUUGCUCUAGUGGUAAGGCGAUGGAUAUUGGUGAAGAAGCUUUUAAAACUACGCUUAAUGCCUUGUCAAAUACUAUUUUUUCACUGGAUUUGACCGAUUCGAACUCGGAAAAAGUACGCGAGUUCAAGGAGGUUGUGAGAUGCAUUAUGGAUGAGGCAGGAAAACCAAAUUUAUCGGAUUAUUUUCCAUUACUCAAAGGGAUUGAUCCGCAAGGUGUAAGGGGUAGAAUGACAAUCUAUAUGAAGAAGAUACUAGGUCUAAUUGACGGUCUGAUUAAUGAAAGAUUGAAGCUAAGGAAAAAUGAGGGCUACAUCCCAGCAAAUGACAUGCUAGAUACACUUCUUGACCUCAGUAAUGAAGAUGAUGGUUUGGAUAACUAUUGCAUCAAACAUCUGUUCUUGGUUCUAUUUGCUGCUGGGACCGAUACAACUUCAAGCACAGUAGAAUGGGCUCUGACAGAACUACUCCGUAACCCUACGACCUUGACGAAAGCUCAAGCUGAGAUAGAGCAGACCAUUGGCAGAGGCAAAUUGCUGCAAGAAUCACAAAUUGAUCAUUUACCUUAUCUAAAAGCAGUUGUUAAAGAAACUUUAAGAUUGCAUCCAUCAGUUCCUCUCUUACUCCCCCGGAAAGCGAAAUCAGAAGUAGAAAUAAUGAAUGGCAUUACAAUUCCAAAAGAUGCUCAAAUUCUGGUGAAUGUUUGGGCUAUAGGGAGAGAUCCAAAUCUUUGGGAUGAUCCAGAAUCGUUUCAGCCGGAGAGGUUUUUAGGGUCGGAUGUUGAUGUUCGAGGUCGACAUUUUAUGCUCAUCCCAUUUGGCGCUGGACGGAGAAUUUGUCCGGGAUUAUCGUUGGCUAUGAGAAUGUUAUACUUGAUGUUGGGAUCACUCAUUAAUUGCUUUGAUUGGAAACUUGAAGAUGGUGUUAAACCAGAGAACAUAGAUAUGGAAGAUAAGUUUGGCCUCACUUUACAAAAGGUUGAGCCCAUGCGAGCUAUCCCUAGCUUAAGAAUGUGAGAUAUUAUAAUAAUCAUGAUGGGUGUUUUAACUCAUAGUAAUCGAUCAUUAUGAGGAGUUUAUUGAUCAAUAUUAUUUGUAUUGGGAUGCUAUAUAAUUCACUAUUUUCUUUUUAGUUAAAAUGUCAGAAAUUAUUAUGUUA